Molecule: messenger RNA, 3381 nt
Organism: Fragaria vesca subsp. vesca
Lineage: Eukaryota; Viridiplantae; Streptophyta; Magnoliopsida; Rosales; Rosaceae
Product: kinesin-4-like
Exons: 17
Coding region: 1-3381 (1126 amino acids)
Biological process (GO): microtubule-based movement
Molecular function (GO): microtubule motor activity; microtubule binding; ATP binding
Source: RefSeq, a predicted model, not a curated record
AUGCCACAAGAAAACAUCUUAUCAAAUAUCUUUGCAUCUUCUCCUGGCAAGAACUUGAGAGGGUUGAAGGGUUUAGUCUCCAACAAUGAUCAGGCUCAUAAUCCUUAUGCAAACCCAGAUGAGUUCAUCAAUGACUAUGAGUUGGCUCAGAGAAAAGCAGAAGAAGCAGCUGCAAGGAGAUACCAAGCAGCAGAAUGGCUGAGGAAGAUGGACUAUGGUGCCUCAGAAACACUGUCUAAAGAACCCUCUGAAGAAGAGUUUCGCCUUUCCCUCCGCAAUGGCUUAAUUCUCUGCAAUGUCCUCAACAAGGUCAAUCCUGGUGCUGUUCUCAAGGUGGUGGAAAAUCCUAUUAUUGCUGUUCAGUCAACAGAAGGGGCAGCACAGUCUGCAAUUCAGUAUUUUGAGAACAUGAGGAAUUUCCUUGAGGCUGUCAAAGCCAUGAAGCUUUUGACAUUUGAAGCCUCUCAUUUGGAAAAGGGAGGCUCAUUGAGUAAAGUUGUAGACUGCAUUCUGUGUCUCAAAGGUUACUAUGAGUGGAAGCAAGCAGGUGGAAUUGGAGUUUGGAGGUAUGGAGGGACUGUGAAGAUCACAUGCUUCCCAAAAGGGUCAUCAUCCUCCGUCGGAGGCAGUGAAAGCGCUGAUGAGUCAAUAGAUGAAUCUGAUUCAUCACAAUUUGAACAACUAUUGGAUUUUCUUCAUCUCUCUAGUGAAGUGUCAACUGAGGAAUCCAGAACUGCCGCUGUUUUGGCUUUCCUUUUCGAUCGUUUUGGCCUUGGACUUCUUCAAGCUUACCUUCAUGAGAGUAAUGGGAUUGAAGAUUUUCCUUUGAAUACAAUGGUAAUAGAUACUUUACUAAGCAAGGUAGUCAAGGAUUUCUCAGCAAUACUUGUUUCUCAAGGCACUCAGGUCGGCAUGUUUUUGAAGAAACUAUUGAGAGGUGAUCUUGGUGCUAUGUCAAAGUCUGAAUUUUUAGAAGCCAUUAAAAAUUAUCUAGCACAAAGAAGUCGUAUCGUUUCGAGUGAUCUGUCCAACUUCUGUAUUUGUGGCGGAAAACGUGACGCUGUCCAUCCUAGUAUUAGUCACUCAUCCGAUCAUGAAGAUCUAAUUAAAAUUCAACACAAGCAGCUUGAGGAGUUAAAGUCAUCUUUCCAGAAAACAAGACUCGAAGUCAAACUUGCUCAUACAAACUGGGAGGAGGAACUUAGAAGGCUUGUGCACCAUAUUAAAGGUCUUGAAGUGACUUCCUCUUCUUACAACAAAGUUCUUGAAGAAAACAGAUUUCUCUACAAUCAAGUUCAAGACCUCAAAGGAACAAUAAGAGUUUAUUGCAGAGUGAGGCCCUUCUUAGGUCAAUCAAAUGGACAGUCCUCUGUGGAUUACAUUGGAGAAAAUGGAACCAUCAUGAUUGUUAAUCCCCUUAAACAGGGAAAAGACUCUAGAAGGGUCUUUACCUUCAACAAAGUGUUCAGAACAAAUGUCACACAAGAGCAAAUAUAUGUUGACACUCAACCAUUGAUCCGUUCAGUUUUAGAUGGCUACAAUGCCUGCAUUUUUGCAUAUGGACAAACUGGUUCGGGGAAGACAUACACCAUGAGUGGCCCUGAUUUGACAAGUGAAGAAACAUGGGGAGUGAACUAUAGAGCGCUGCGCGACUUAUUUCAAAUAUCAAAGGAAAGGUUGGACAUAAUAAGAUAUGAAGUUGCAGUACAGAUGAUAGAAAUAUACAACGAACAAGUGAGAGACCUCUUAGUUAGUGAUGGUUCUACCAGAAGAUUAGAUAUACGAAACAAGUCACAGCUGAAUGGCCUUAAUGUACCUGAUGCGAGUUUGGUUCCAGUUAGUUGCACUCAAGAUGUUCUUGAGUUGAUGAAAGUUGGCCAUAGAAAUCGUGCUGUUGGUGCUACUGCUCUGAAUGAAAGAAGCAGCCGGUCUCAUAGUGUCUUAACAGUUCAUAUUCUUGGAAAGGAGUUGGCUUCUGGUUCUAUUCUAAGGGGUUGCCUCCAUCUCGUGGAUUUGGCAGGGAGCGAGAGGGUUGAUAAAUCUGAGGCCACUGGUGAGAGACUAAAGGAGGCUCAACAUAUAAAUAGAUCGCUUUCUGCACUUGGAGAUGUUAUCUCUGCUCUUGCACAGAAGAGCGCGCAUGUUCCUUACAGGAAUAGUAAACUUACUCAAGUCUUGCAAGAUUCUUUAGGUGGUCAAGCCAAAACAAUGAUGUUCGUACAUAUAAACCCGGAGCUUAAUGCUCUUGGGGAGACGAUUAGUACACUCAAGUUUGCUGAAAGGGUUGCGUCCAUAGAACUUGGGGCAGCUAAAUCUAAUAAAGAAACCAGUGAAAUACGGGAACUCAAAGAAGAGAUAUCAGAUCUUAAACUGGCACUGGAGAGAAAGGAAGCUGAACUACACCAAAUCAAAGGUGGUACAAGAAAUGCCGUUGAUCCCCAAAAGUCAAGAGCUGUUUCACCUUAUCGUCUUCCAAGAGGAAUUAGCAAGCAAGAAACCUGUCAGCGACCCUUAGAUGAUGCUAAGAUUUCUGAGGCAAGAAGUUGUUCUUCGGGCAAGCAAAGGAGACCGAGAUUUCCCUCUGCAUUCACAGAGAAAGAGAUCAUCCCAAAGAUACCUUUUCCAGCUGAAGAAAGAUUAGUGAUCUCUGGAAAGCACAGAUCACCAUCCCCUCCAGUCAGGCGAUCAAUAUCUACUGAUAGAGGGGCUGUCAUUAGAUCCAGAGUUAAGGCUGACACAACAGAAAACCAACUGAUUGUGAAACCAAGAUUUCCAGCUAGAGUACCAGUCAAUAAAUCUCUUGCGAGUACCAUGUCAUCAAACCCAUCAACAGAGAACUCUAGGGUACUAAGUACACAAGAACCAACAAAGCAUGAUGACAUCUCAGAUGCAUUGUACAGCUUCCAGAAGGCCAAAAAAGUUCAUCCAGAAAAUGAAGACGAGCAGUAUAAGCAAGCUCUUAACGUAAGACAAGGCGGUAUCAGAAAAAGCAAAAAUGAGACCAAGGCUAAGGCCAAGCAGAACCGAAUACCAAAGUAUGAUGCAGCGACAGCAUUGUCUUCUGACUUGAAUGGUCGGGAAAGGAUGGAAGAGGCUCGAAAGAGUGACUUUUCGGAGCCAGAAAAUGAGCAUAUCCGCAUCAGUUCACCCAUGCAUCCUUCUUUGAUGGAAAAAAAGCUUCGGCAAAACUCAUCAAGGAACUAUAUAAAUCUUGAACCACGAGGAUCUGUGCAAGCAGCAGAACCAUUAAUGGCUGGGAAAACAGAAAACAAGCUUCCAAAUGGUGCAAAUCGAUAUCAGAAAGAAGGCAGCAAUAUGUCCAUGCCUGAAUUAAGAAGAAGCCGGUCUACACCUCGCGGGAAAUUUUUUAACUUUACUUAG